Aureobasidium uvarum is the source of this 798-nucleotide messenger RNA. Lineage: Eukaryota; Fungi; Ascomycota; Dothideomycetes; Dothideales; Saccotheciaceae. The record is from the annotation of a GenBank genome assembly.
AUGAGUUCAGAGGAUAAGAAACACAAGAACAGGCUGAUCCUUCGUGGAGUCAAGCAGAGUAGCCCUCUGGGAACAGGUCUCUUUAUAGGCCUCCGCAGUCUCGACCCGGUCCUUCAGUAUGGUCUCCUUGCCAAAGGCAUUGCCGCCCCUGCUAUACACAAGCUCGGAGGAAAGACUUUGGCCCAAGGGCCCCCAGUCAUCACAAAUACAUUCCUCGAUGGUCUCGCUCUGUCGCCCUAUAGAUUAAUCCUCCUCGGCAUGGCUGCAGGCAGCGCCAUCAAGCAAAACUACUGGCUUGUCGGCGUUUGUCAAGAGGAGUUCCCACCAUUGUCUGCCAUUGAGGUCUCGGUUUUCAACACUGUCUUCAAUUCCGUCAACUCGCUGCUCUUUACCUGCUCCAUGACCUCUGCUUCGGUCAACGGCGAACACUUCCCGCAGACCCNNCCCCUGCUAGUCGGCUCCGCAUUAUAUCUUGUCGGCAUCUUCACCGAGACCUUCUCCGAAUGGCAGAGGCUACAGUUCAAGAAGGACCCUGCAAACAAGGGCAAAGUCUACACCGGAGGCCUAUUCCGGUUCGCAAGACAUAUCAACUAUGCAGGAUAUACACUCUGGCGUGCUGGCUACGCCUUGGCUGCCGGUGGCUGGACCUGGGGAGCCAUCGUUGGCGCAUUCUUCUCGUACAACUUCAUCUCUGAUGGUAUACCCGAGCUGAACAGAUAUUGCCAUGAGAGGUACGGCGAACAAUGGCAGAAUUACAGAAAGCAGACUCCCUACAAGCUCUUCCCAUACAUCUACUGA